Dermacentor andersoni is the source of this 6135-nucleotide messenger RNA. RefSeq lists its product as uncharacterized. Gene Ontology annotation, molecular function: transcription coactivator activity; DNA-binding transcription factor binding. Gene Ontology annotation, cellular component: nucleus. The record is from RefSeq and is a predicted model, not a curated record. Gene Ontology annotation, biological process: positive regulation of transcription by RNA polymerase II. Lineage: Eukaryota; Metazoa; Arthropoda; Arachnida; Ixodida; Ixodidae.
CGGGCGGUCCCGACGGCCGGCCUCCGAAAGGCGGGCGCCGCUCAAUGCGGGCCGCGCCCGUCCGCCCGCCGGCCACGCGCAACGUCGUCGCCGCCGCUCUGCGAGCCGCAGUGGCCGCCGCGCGCGGGAUCGGCCCGGCACAGACAUGCGGCGCAGGAGGACCGCGCGCCACACGAGACCCCGCCACGUGCCGCACCACCGCGCCGCCACCGCUGUCGUCCGCGACGUCACGGCCACGCUGAGGCAGCGCUGCGUGCCCACGACAUGUCCGGACCCAAGAAGAUGAAGACUACUGGUUCAUCACGACGGGGUGCCACCGGUGCUGGAGGUGGGGGAGGGGGAGGAGCGGGUGGCAACGGCGGCGCCGCCAACCACCUGGUCCAGGGCGCAGGCCCCGGCGUGGGGCCCCACCCAGCCAUGUCAGGCUCGAUGCCGGGUCCCGAGUGCGCGGGCUGCCAAAAGCCCAUCCGCGAGCGGUUCCUGCUCAAGGCGCUUGACCAGCUGUGGCACGAGGACUGCCUCAAGUGCGCGUGCUGCGACUGCCGCCUCGGAGAAGUCGGCUCCACCCUCUUCACUAAAGCCAACCUCAUUCUCUGCAAGAGGGACUACCUCAGGUUAUUCGGCACCACUGGAUUGUGCUCAGCGUGCAACAAGACCAUCCCAGCCUUUGAGAUGGUCAUGAGAGCACGCGGCAACGUCUAUCACCUGGAGUGCUUUGCCUGUCAGCAGUGCAAUCACAGGUUCUGCGUGGGCGACCGGUUCUACCUACACGAGAAUCGCAUCCUCUGCGAGUACGACUACGAGGAGCGAAUGAUCUUCGCUAACAUGCCGUACUUCGGCGGCGCCGGUGGCGGAGGCGCCGGAGGGAUGCCGGGGACUGGAGCCGGCGGACCGAUGGGCCUCAACCACCACCACGGUCCGCCACCUCCCGGAGUUACGUCAGCCGCGGGAAGCGGCCUCGGGGGCCAGCCCAAGCGGUUGCCCGGACAGACACCGCCUGUGCCCGGACCCCCGAUGGCUGGAACCGGGGCUCAAGGAGCGCCCUCUGGAAGUGCGGGAGCGGCACCUCCGGGACCUCUACCCAACGGCACGGCGGGUCACCACAUGACGGACGGCGCGGACCAUCUCUCGGGUGGCGUCCACACCGUGGGACACCCUUCGGCGCACCCUAGCGGCCCGUAUGGGAACCAGCCACCCGGCACAGAGUCCAUGCUGGAAGCCAAGUGAAACCAGACAUUGGUGCCAUUGUCUUGUUGUGGGGGUCCCUCAAGAUAACGUCGCAUCGGCGAGCUGAGCUGGUGUAACAGAACAAUUGAUUUAACAAAAUUUUCUUUAAUUCUUGUCAUCCGCUGCCGUAACGGGCAGAUCCCCAGGGCAAAGUGUAGGCAAGUCGUUACUGGAUUUCCGUGACAAAGGGCCAAAAGGUUCCGUUUCGAAUAGAAGAAAUAUCGUUGAUUAUGCCAACCAUGAACGAACACCAAUACUGCCAGUUUUCAGGCUCGAAGAUGGGAGGGCUUGGGGAUGAAACGGCCGCGUUAGCGCUAGUGUUCUCUCUUUCUUUAUUUCAUUUUUUUUGUGUACAGAGUCAGUAGUACAUUUUGCGUGGAUUUGUGCAAUGGCUGCAAACGCAACCACACUUUCAAAAGGAACAGACAAACAGAUUAAAAAGAAACGCACGUCUGAAUACAUGACGUGUCUCUAAGGAAACAAAUGUAAGAAAUGUGCCAGUGUCAGACGCCUUUACAGCCUCUAUUUGGCGGGACCGACGUCCUCUGUUUGGAAUCACUCAAGUAGUGUUGCGGUGACUCCUCCAGCAGGAUUCGUACUGCGUCCUCUCACCCGCUAAAAAAGCGAAUGUGAAACAGCAGUCACGUGUGUAAUCACUAUUUCUUUGUUUUGUACACAGUCAUCAGCAGAAGAGUGAAAUGGGGUAAUACGCGUGUGUGUGUGUCUUCAGCGCUUUCGCACGAGAAAACAAAAUUACAAACGAGCAGCAAAACAUGUUUCUGUGCUCCACGUUUGUACAGUGUUAAUUUGCUCACGCGAAAUUGCGAAAGACAUGGUAGUGCUCAAGUAAUUAAAGAAUCAACCUGCGCCAUGGGGAUUUCCCUAACUAGUGCCCUUUUACUCCACAUAUCUGCAUACCGAACUCAUUAUAGUGCACUGAACAGACUGGCCUGGAAUAGGCUGCCAAAAUGAAAGAAAAGAAAGCAAACAGCCUUUUAGCUUCGCGAUGAAACCGGUUCUGGCUUUCUUUUUUCAUUUUUUUUUACACAUUAAGAUCAUUGGGUUGAUUUUUGCUUGCUUUUGAUAACAUUUCAACUCCACCAGACAAGGGUGGAAGCGAGACGUAGACCCCACGGUGGGCUCUGCGUCUCCUUUCUCUGUCAGCUGGCGCUAAUAUGUUAUCCAAGGUUGAAUACCGACACGCCCAACACACAGAAGUGAUACAGUUUGCUUCCUUUGUCGCUGUACCAAUAAAGCUCAUAAAGACCUUUGCUGUUCAACAGGAGAUAUGUUCUUCGUACAUGAGACAGACCGUGUACUUCGUCAAAUACUGCGGUAAGGAAUAAGAGUGGCACAGAUACUACCGAUAGCAGAAGUGUUCAGCCUUUUGUUUUAUGCACAUGAGGAGAACAAAUUACAUAUUAUUGGAGGCUGGGCGUUCGCUGCUUUGCUUUACUUACAAUUUUCUUAAACAGCUGACAGUAUAUUUCGCCAUUCUCACUAAUAAAAUGUGCGCAAUACCAGAGCGCUUUCCUUGUAUGUUACCUGUGACAUCGCUACCAAAAAAUGCUGCUAAAUUUUUUGGUCCAUGUCGUUUAUUUUAUCGUGCCUUCAUUUCAAACAAGGUACAGUCACUAUUUUUUUUUCUUUAGUCGGGAACAAUGUUCUGUUUAUGUAAUCUAUUGAGUGAACUUCAUGUCCCCACAUUUUCACCGAAAAAAGCCUUGCGGUCCUGUUUUAUGCUUGCAUUUUCUUCCCUUUGAGUCCGUCAGUCUGACCAUCUUGUUUUUCUGUGAUCAGAAGCACUAUACAAAGCUAUGCGCACUAUAACAUAAAGCUAUUCCAAUCUUUUCUAUUUCAUUUAUGCAAUCAGCCCUCCACCAUUGGUCAAAUUUGUUUCUGGCCACUACCACUUCACUUGUCUGUCACUCGACCUCAGGUAAACUGCGAAACCUCUUCAUCUGAUAUGACGUAUACGCACUGAUUAUGCAUGAUUACACUGAACAAAAGUAAAAUAUUGUUUUUCGAUUCUACACCUCUUCUACAAACAGCCCUCCGCUAUUGUUAAAAAGGUAGCAUGCUGCGCCCACUUCCUCUGUUUGUCGCGCGAAGUCACAAAUUCGCAAAAUAUCCCGACGUCAAAGUGAUGCGUGCGCAUAAAAAUGCAUUAAUAAGCCGAACAAACCUAAAUUUUUUUUGGAAUACCCGGAGACUGCCCGUUCCGAAAUGACUAGCUGAUGGCUGCCCGCCAAUCGCUCUGGCACUGGAUACUCGGAGUUGCCGGGGGGAAGGGAUUUGUGUACGUAUAAAAAAAACUUUUGCGAUGCAGAAAACGUUGUCGAGCUCUUUUGGCACGUACAUGGCAUCACUCUGCCAACUUUUCUUCACUGAGGAUCCGUUUUAGUGGCAUUUUUACUCUUCCGUUGCACCCCGCCGCGAUUUUCGUCUAGACCCCGAAAGCCAAGCUAGGGGAAGCGGCCCAAUCGGUGGCGCUGGCACUGCCCUCCUCCUCCGGUUGUCUACUUUCACUGCGUUAACUCAGCCCCACCGAAGCACUCUCCACUUAUGCGUGCUCCUCGCCUCUGGUCAGCCAUUUAGAUAAGAAAAACCUGCCAAGGUAAGCAAGGCUAUCCGCUUUGAAAGUAAACAAAAGAUGACGUCCUGUAAACGAGGGAAGCGUUGCAAUGGCCUUGUCCAACAACGCUGCAAGUCACCGCCCGAUGCUUGCGUCGGCAGUUACGUAAAUUUGACGUGAAGGAAUUGGUAUAAAAGCAGAUUGAAAUAGCUUUACGCUGCGCAAACCGUUCUGUUUCUGCGAAUAUCCAGAACUAUAAAAUGCUAUUUGGCGAAUGCUGUUCCCAAAUCGGCCCUCUUGCAGCUGAGUGCGCCAACUUUAGCAUAAUGUAUAUGGCGCCGCUUGGGUGAUCUCACAGAUGAAAAAAAAACGUCUUGCUAGGGACGACCACAACCAUAAAACUCGAGAUGAAUUUUCGAACAUGCAGUCAGUUCAGCUUCUAUUUCUGCGUGUUCAGCCAUCUCUCAUUGCUCUUGUUGUUUGACGUCAAGAUAUCGACAGAGCAGUGUGGCUGCUUAUGCAAAGUGAGCUUAUCAAAUUUUCAACUUGUCGGACUCAGUGCGCCUGUUUUGAGCGUAUUUAAUUCGCAAGCGUGUUUUAGCAUUAUUAUUAUGAUAUGGGCUAAGAUUGUUUCAGCGCGUUUAUAACUUCUCGGUACGGUCUGCUUUCACUCAAAACUUUCGCCUACACUACAGAAGAUGUCUUGCAUUUCUUUCACAGUUAAUCAAAAAUAAGUAAGUUUGUCUAUAUUCUAUUUGCGAGCUUUUCAAAAGCUUUAUGUAUUUGAAGAAUUCGCGAGAAGUUGCAAGUUUUAGAAGACAAUGCAGUAGCAAUUUUUGAAUUUGCAAACUCAGAAAUUGAGUCCUAAUUUACUCACGAAGACGAAAUUUUUGCCAAAAUACUUGGUGAAGGGUAAUAUUAUGGUUAAUUUUUUUUUUUGCCGGGAGUGAUUUUUGUUUCAGUAAAUUAAAUAUUACUCACCUCCCACAAUUUUGUUUGGAGGUACUUCCCGGAUAUGUCGCCGAAAAGGUGCACGUAAAGAAAAACAAUAAGAAACAUUCCUGCCUUUGUAGGAAAUAUGAGUAGAAGAUCGUGUGCUACCGUCAGUCAACGAGAGCUACGCCGUGAAUUUAUGGCGGAUACCUUGCAGUGCGCUCGUUAUCAACAGUCUAGACAACAAUCAGUUCUUUAUGGCACCAGGGCAUCCACAAUCACACCCGAGCAGACGACCGCUGGUCAAUUCAGGAGGCCUGCAGGUCAUCGUUUUGUUAAAGUAUUCGAGCGGUCGGCCACGUUCGCAGCGUGUUAUGUCCAUCGCUAAGACUGGGCGCAGCAGCCAGUUCUUUUCUUACGUAAGGACUAGACCCACGCAUGCAUAGUGAGAACAAGUGUGAUGAGACCUGGAUGCAAAGCAACAACGCGUCCUCUUUGUCACCCUCUUGACGUAAUUUAACAAAAAAGGACAUCACUGCAGUAAGACGUUCUAGCAAACUGGAGACACUGGCUUACUCUGCCAAUUUUAUCACCGUACCGGACAUUGGCAGCUAUGCCAGUGUUUGGAAUCAGUGGAAAAAUUACCCUUAAGUUACCCGAGUAUAUACGGGCCCUGAAAUAGCAAAAUGAUUUAAUUUCCAUUCCAUUCCUUCUUUUUUUGCGCUUUUGACCAUUGACCCGAGCGCAUGGUGGGUCAGUUGCAUUACCAUCCGGGUUGACUGGUUCACGGUUUGGUAGAUGAUAAAAAUGGAAUAGGAUAGGGUGAAAGGAAUCGUUACGUUAUAACGGCCUAGCAGUUUGCUGUGCGUGAAGUCUGUUAGCUGGAAGCAGAAAAAAAUAUGAACACCGAAUAACUUGUGUCCAGGGGUUCGCUGUAGCUUUUGUUCACCCCCAUGUUGCCAUUACCACCGGUGAACCGCCCAGUUUGGCAUGUAAAUAGGCGAUAGACAUGCGUUAUGCGCAUUUUUGGCACUAUUGCUUCAUUCUGCAAAUACCGCCGAAACCGUUGUUUUUGCUCACCUGCAUUGUUGGUGUUCAACUUCACCCUUCGAGGGAAAUUGUUUCUUAUACGUUUCACUUGUCAUUGAAUGCUAGUCCGUCGAUACAAUUUUGUUUUGCCUUUCACAGUACCUUCAGCUAGUCAAAGGAGCACUCACAGAAAUACGCAGCAAAUGCUGCCAUGCCUCGAAAAAAAAAAAAACAAGAAAAGAAGAAAAGCCACGGUAAGCAACACAAAUCAAACGUACUUCCGCGUGGUACCACUGUAAUUAAGCCCACCUCUGUAAUAUAAGAACAGGAUGUCGCUAGACCAAUAAAUAUACUCGUUUCACAAAAGCUGA